UCUCCGACUUUGUCGAUGAGAAGAAUUCGCCUUGUCUGCUUGCCAGUUCUGUUUGCCCCGGUGCCCAAUUUAUUCACCCUUUUCUGCAACUGGGUCUCCAAUUUUGGCCCCAAUUCUGCAUUUUUCGUCUUGCCCACGGUUCGAUUUAGAUCGUGCUUUCUACCUAACGUUUGAUGAGAAACACCCCGCUUUUCUUCUUGUUUUUUUUUUUUGCUUGAGGUUUGGUGCCUGAUUAUCGGUUUGGUUAUUCUCGGUUUUAUGUGCUCUGAUGGUUUGCAUAUUUACUUGGGUGAGUAUGAGUUCGGGCGAAGUUCGGAACAUCGGAUCAGUUGUUUCUUGCCUCUUGUGCGGUCUGCUUCUGGAUCAAACUUGUGCUUCUCUUUUGGCCCUUUUGUAUGGGGACAAUCAAUUGUAUAUUUGGACUCGGGAAAACUUUGUGCAGAAUUCGGGGUUUUGUUCGCAUUAUAGUAUUGGAGGAUAGAAAAUGGCAGGGGAGGAAGAUACCCCCUUGUCACCACCCCAGCUAAGCGGAAUGCAUGAAAAAUGGAAGCAUGAUAUGGAGCUAAGGCAAUCUCAGGUGGACGUUCUUCAGGCAAGGCUUCAAGAGAUGAAGACUUGCAUACGCGAGUCUGAGGAAGAUGCAAGGAAGGAGAUCGAAGUACUGUGGAGAAGGGUGAAAACAGCUGCAACUGUUUUGACUUACUUAAAAUCGAAAGCCAGAGUGAUGGCAGUCCCUGACUUAGCCUAUGCUUCAUGUGGCAUUAGACAGUCAGACGAGGAGGAGGGACUCAUCGAUCGUGAUGGAAUCCCAAUGUCAAGUUGGUCAACGACUGUCAAUCUGGAUCUCUCCUCCUUUGAUGGUUCUGACGAAGAUUCCUUGAUCAGGAUUGAUGAGCACGAUGGGGGUUAUAUUGGGGAUUUACUAAAGUCUGUGAAUAUGGUCACAGAGGUUAUGGAAAACCUCGUCAAGAGGGCUGUGAUUGCAGAGACUGAGACUCUAGUGGAGAAGGAAAAGGUGAGCCUGGGCCGGGAGGAGAUUAAGAGGAAAGCAGUUCAAAUCGAGACAAUGUCCUUGAAGCUGGAGGAGAUGGAGAGGUUCGCUUUUGGAACAAACAGUAUACUGACUGAGAUGAAGCAGAGGGUCGAGGAUUUGGUUGAGGAGACCUCGAGGCAGAGGCAGAGGGCCGCAGAGAAUGAGCUCGAGCUCUGUCGAGUUAAGCGGGACUUUGAAUCUCUGAAGUCUUACGUUAAUAGUCUGAUUAGUGUGAGAGAGACGCUGCUUUCUUCAGAGAAGCAGUUUCAGACUAUUGAGAGGCUCUUUGAACGACUGGUAGCAAAGACAUCCCAAUUAGAGAGUGAGAAGUCUCAGAAGGAGGCUGAAGUGAAUAAGCUGGUGGAAGAGAACGUGAGGCUGACAGCUCUUCUUGAUAAGAAAGAGGCACAACUCUUGGCGAUGAACGAGCAGUUUAAGGUGAUGGCUCUCAGCUCCUCUCUUAUGUAAGUUCACUCUUUUUGUUUGGAAACCAAAUGAAAUGACGUGGUGAGUCCCGUGAUUCAGAUUGACUAUUUUCUUCAAAGUUUGUGCAACUGUGAAGAGCUCAUCAGUUUUCUUUGUUUGGAGAUAUUUGUAAGUCGGUGAAAUGAACACAAAAAAUUGUACGUAACGAAAUGUGUCUGCUACUGCAAUGCAAAAGUUCGUGAGUUUAUAUAGAACGUUCAAGGCCAGCAUCAUGUUU
Messenger RNA from Punica granatum (pomegranate), 1736 nucleotides. Lineage: Eukaryota; Viridiplantae; Streptophyta; Magnoliopsida; Myrtales; Lythraceae. The record is from RefSeq and is a predicted model, not a curated record.